AUGCAUGGCAACAACAGAAGUGUGUAUUACUGUCCCACAUGCCGAAGGUCGCUGAGCCGUGGCGAGAAACAGAAGAUGUUGUACGAGUAUGAAGGAAUGUUGCGUGAACAGAAACCUGUGCCCCUUCCCAAGACGAUGAUGGACAUCUUUGCUGCUGAUUUGCACCAGCAGUAUGUGCGGACACAUGGUGAGCUUAAGAACCAAAACCUGGCAGUAAUCGUGGAGGAGUGUUGGGCCCUACUCCCCGAUGCUGACAGGGGAGAGUAUGAAAGGAAGGCACUGCGGCACAAGGAGGAUUACCUGAGGCAGAGGGCCCACUACAUGCGGGGGCUGGUGGAGUACAAGAGAGUUGCAGAGUCCAUUGGCCAGUCAGUGCCCCCAGACCUGGAGCUCACCAACUACCCCACGAAACGCCCACCUAAGCGACGCAUGGACUCCCCAAUGGAGGGCGGCCGCGAUCUCAAGCACCCCUGCAGGCCCUCAGCCUCCUUCCAUGCGGCCAAGCCACCCCUGCCCUCGCCGAUGCCCAAUGGCCCUACUCGGUUUGGCAGCGGAGGCCUGAGGGGCUGGAAAGGGUACCCGCCAGGCGUCAACCAGAGCCAGGGGUCAGCAUUCUCUGUGUUUGGGUCUGGCUCCAGGCCUAGCAAGAUGGCAAAGGUGAAGGAAGAGAGGGUAGAGGUGAAGAGUGAGGAUUCGGGCGAUGAGAAGGACUCAAUGGAUUGGGAGGAAAAACUCCAGGGUCGGCCACGUGGCCACAGAGAUAGUAAGAGGGCGGCAGGGCAGCAGGAUGACAAACUGCUCCAAGAGAUCCCCAUUGUGUGCAACUCCACUGGGGGCAUUUUCCUACUGGGCCUUCAGAAGGUCAUCUGCGGCUGCUCCGCCUGCUCAGCGAAGCCUGAGCCACAGCGAGAGUUCACAGCCACGCAGUUUGAGCAGCAUUGUGGCGCAGGCUCAGCGAAAAAGUGGAAGUCGUCAUUGAGGGUGAAGCCUGGAGCACUGCCGGAAGUGCCAAAAGAUGCACCGCCUUUGCCGAUUGGCAAAUGGCUGGAGUUGAAGGGGAUCGAGACAAAGGCUUCCAGGGCUGCUAAAAGCGGGCCCCAUCCUGUGCCAGAGAAGACUGAUCAGGCUGCCCUUGCAACUGCGCGAAAGAACAUCAAAACAGAGAAACGGACAGUGAACGGGAAGGUGAAGGUGGAGAAGCCAGAGCCUGAGAAAUUCGAGCCCUGGCAGCAGGUCCUGAGAGGUGGCUUCAGCACAAUUAAGGUGCGCUAUGCAGGAGACCGAUGCGCGGUGUGCGAUGGUGACGUUGACUACGACUGCGAUCAGCUAAUCACAUGUGAUGCAUGUGGUAUCACCGUCCACCAGACAUGCUACGGCAUCCCAGCACCUCCAGAGAACAACGACGUUUGGCUGUGCGACAAGUGCCAAAAGCAUGAGGACAGCAGCUCAUUUCCACAGUGCUGCUUGUGCCCUGUGGAUGGCGGUGCUCUGAAGCAGACUGACAUUCCAGGCCUGUGGUGCCAUGUGGCAUGCAUGCAGUGGAUUCCUGAGGUCACUGUGGCAGACCCAGUUCACAUGGCUCCCAUCCGACGCAUCCAACACAUCCAGAAGGAGCGCUGGGAGCUCACUUGCUGCCUGUGCAAGCAGCGCAUGGGUGCCAAGGUGCAGUGUGGGUCUUGCUACUCAGCCUACCACCCGCUGUGCGCCCGCAUGGCCGGGCUUCACAUGGAGAUGCAGGAAGGACCUGGGGGCUUGACGGGGCCACUGCGCCUUGUGACGUACUGCCCCCGCCAUUGCAAGCCUCGGCCGGAGCUGGCAGGGAUACAGAGGCUGAGGGACGGCCUGGAGGGGGGCUUUGACGAGGAGGGGGUGGCGCUUUGGAAUGGACAGCCCUUCAAGCAGCCCCCCGCUGUGCCAGUGCCAGCCCUGGUGGGAUGUGCCAGAUCGCAGCCGCUUGUGGAUUGGGAGCGGAAAUCCCAUGGCACGGGGGCAGGCUUCAGUAGCACAACGGCCUUUUGGAUACCAGUGCCGCCCAAAACGCCACCUAGGGGAAGCGACCUUGUGCACCGGCCCUUUGGCCGGGCGCCUCGGGAGGGUGGCGGACGCUUCAAGCGCUCAAGGACUGGCUUCCAAAAGGCCCCCCGACUGCCUUCCAAGAAGGAACUGAAGCCUCCUACAGAGCAGGUGGACCUUCUUCCGCUGCCCGACGGCAUCCCAGAGGAAGUCCCCGUGGAGUGCAACGGCAAGCGAGGUUCGCUGCUGAUCCGAUCGCAGCGCGUGCUGUAUGCCGAUGAGGAGAUGACCGCCUCGCGAUUCGAGCAGCUGUGUGGGAAGGGUGAGGCCAAGAAAUGGAAGUGCAGCCUCUGGUACUUGGGACCCUCUGGCUGCCCAGAGCUCCAGAUGCAUGACUGGCUGGCGAUGCAUGGGCUUGACCGGAGGAUGCUGGCCAACCUUCAGGCCAACUGGGGCGACUACGAGGCAUAUCAGCAGCACCAAGAGCAGCAGGUGGGGCUGGUCCUGCAGGAGAUGCUGCAGGAGAUCUGCGGCGAUGACGAGGACGAGGACGAGGAAGAGGACGAGGAAGAGGACGAUGUGCCAGUGGCGCUUGAGGCCCACGGGCCGCCAGCUGGCUUGGUCCCCUGUGAGGACUCCCUUGGCGCACUCGCCGACAGCCACGAGUCUGACCACAAGCAUGGACAGGAUGGGCAUGACGCAGUGGAGGAUGAUGGGGAUGCCGACAACGACCAGUCAGAGGGUCAGCCAUCGAUUGAUGGAUCCACUGAUGUUCACGACACUGAGAACGAUGCAGGGGGAUCGGGAAGUGAGGGCGGGGGUGACCAAGAUGGGCCCUCAGGCAUGGGGAUGGUGGUGGAGGGUGGUGACGUGACGGAGAUGGAUGAAAUCGAUGCUGCGGGCGUCUUGACAAGCCUGACCCACACGUCCUUUGGCAGGGCCCCAAGGAACCUGGUGCCCCGGGAAUCUGAUGUCGGCUGCCAGCCAGGCUGGGAUCUGCCAGAGGUGGAUGGCGGGCCAGCAGGCCAGGCGAUGGAGGUGGUGCCAGACUCGGAAUCGGAGCACGGCGUUGAACAGGUGUCCGUCAGCGAGGGCCAUGCUUCAGGCGCGCCAGAGUGCGAGUCUGAAGGGGAUGGGCAUGAUGGCAAAGGAGGCCCACUUGACUCCAAGAGGGCCGUUAUGAACGCUGGCAUGCACCACUGGGGCUGGCGAUCAAAGUGGCUGGACGCUGCAGACAAUGGGCCCAAGACGCGAUUGAAGUCAUUGGAGCAAGGUGGCCAGCGGAGUGGGCUGCGGCUAUCCCUGGAUCACCCUCAACCCAUUGAUGGUGGGAUCCCUGGGGCCCCCGCGCCCCACACGCCUGCUCUGCGUGAUGACCACUUCGAUGCUUCAGACUCGCAGGACACAGAGUCCAUGAACGAGGGAGUUGACGAGGACGAAGCCAGCCACAGCGGCCCUGUUGGGACAGACACGGUGGGCCGGCGUGUGGCGGUGUGGUGGAAUGACGACGCAAUGUACUACACCGGCACAGUUGACGCCUUUGACAGUCAGCGAGGCUGCCACAUCAGAUAUGACGACGGCGACGAGGAGUGGCUGGACCUCACCCAGGAGCGGGUGCGAUGGGGCCCGGGGGAACAGACCAGGGAGCGGCUGUCGCUGCGGCGCCGGAGGCGUGCCCUGGGGGCCCCAGAGGCCUGCCCUUCCACGCCGAAGCAGGUGCCGGAGGUGGUGCAGGUCGUGUGCAACGGCGUGGAUGCCCAGUACAUCAUCAACCGCACGAUGGUGAAGACCAGGGACGGCAAGGAGCUGACGCCCACAGAGUUCGAGCGAGUGUCAGGGAAGGGCUCUUCAAAGAAGUGGAAGGCCAGCAUUAGAAUAGCAAAGGAGGAUGGCUCGCCAGGCAAGACUCUGGGAGACUGGCUGGUGGACUGCGGCCUGGACGUCCCACGCACCUCCAAGGCAGUCCGCACUGCCCACGAGGAGGAGCUGGCCGGGCAGAGACGGCAGCGGAAGAGCCCUGGAGAGCGCAGGAAGCCGCAACACCGCGCCAACUGCAUGUGCAUCAUCUGCAAGCAGGCCCGGCGGAAGGUGCUCUCCUCGCCGCUGGACGGGCCCCCGCCCACCGCGGCGCCCGCAGCCUGGCGGCCGGCGACCACUGCCGCAGCCACGCGGGCCGUGGGACCUCGCCUGAGGGCGGGCAAGCGGGCCUACAUGCGGGCAGUGGCCCAGCUGGUGCGGGGGGCCUCAAGGCACGCCCCCUGGGAGAUACCCCAGAGCGAGUGCUGGAGCGGGCGCGAGUGGGAGGCUAGGCAGACGCGCUCCAGGGAGGAGGGCACACCAGAGCCGGCGAAGGAGGAGGGCAGCGAGGAGUCCGGGUGCAGCGGAGGGCCAGGGGGAGCCAUGAGCCGGGGGCCGGAUGGGCAGGUUCUGCGCAGCAAGAUGGAGACAUGGCGGGAACAGUUGAGGGUGUGCCAAGCCACAGAGAGGGAGCGGAUCACGUUUGGGAAGUCUGGCAUCCACGGGUGGGGCCUAUUCGCAAGAAAGGAACUUGCACAGGACAGCAUGAUCAUCGAGUACAGGGGAGAUGUGGUGAGCCCUGCCAUCGCGGACCUGCGCGAGAACAGCUACCGCAAGGAGGGCAAGGACUGCUACCUCUUCCACAUCAACGAUGAUCUGGUCAUUGAUGCCACGAUGCGAGGUGCCAUUGGGAGGUUCACGAACCAUUGCUGCGCCCCCUCCAUGUACACCAAGACCCUGGAGGUCGACGGCGAGUACCAUCUGUGCUUCUUCGCCCGCACGGACGUCAAAGCCGGCCAGGAACUCACGUACGACUACCGAUUCAAGGAGGAGGCAGCGGAAAACAAGAUCAAGUGUUUCUGCGGGGCGCCCAAUUGCAGGGGUUACAUGAAUUGA
Molecule: messenger RNA, 4926 nt
Organism: Ostreobium quekettii
Lineage: Eukaryota; Viridiplantae; Chlorophyta; Ulvophyceae; Bryopsidales; Ostreobiaceae
Source: the annotation of a GenBank genome assembly